AUGAUUUACUUUGCACAAACAAUGUCUUCAUUUACAUGUUGUACAAUAAAUGAAUUAUGCGAUCAUGUUGAUUUUUCAUCAUAUUCAACAUUACUUGAUAUCGGUGAUUCAUUAGGUGAGCUUAGUCGAAAAAUUGUUAAACGAUAUCCACAUAUUAAUGCAUUAAGUCUUGAUUUACCUAAAGUGACUUGUUAUGCUUUAUCAUGA
Molecule: messenger RNA, 207 nt
Organism: Rotaria sp. Silwood1
Lineage: Eukaryota; Metazoa; Rotifera; Eurotatoria; Philodinida; Philodinidae
Source: the annotation of a GenBank genome assembly